Anarrhichthys ocellatus (wolf-eel) is the source of this 3448-nucleotide messenger RNA. It is a transcript of the gene fhdc3, whose product is annotated as FH2 domain containing 3. Lineage: Eukaryota; Metazoa; Chordata; Actinopteri; Perciformes; Anarhichadidae. Bases 779 to 3214 code for a protein of 811 amino acids. The record is from RefSeq and is a predicted model, not a curated record. The transcript has 12 exons.
CUGAAUCUUACGUUUGCUUUCAUCCCAUUUAAAUUGCGCUGUGGCCCAGUGUGCUUUCUUUCUGUUGCAUGCAAACGGAGACGCAACCAUCUGGAUUUAGUCAAAACCUGAUGAUUACAAUUGUACAAAGGUAUUGUAAGAAAUAAUCUCCUAAUCAAGCAUCAUUUAUCCAAUGUCUCUCAUGUAAGUAAACUCUCCUGUUUUAUAAUGAAGAUAACUCCAGUAUGAUUGAUAUAUUUAUGAAGCAGCUCUCCUCUGACACCAGCAGUUCACAUAUAGUUCAGAUAUUUAUUUUCUUCACAGUAUUGUAUUUUACAUCUAUGAACAAUAACUUUUCCAUCUGCCUUUUUAAAAUAAAAAAAACGACAAGGUAUUAUUCAUGUACUCAUACCUGCCUUUGUUUAGGUUAUGAAUUAGAAUUUGCUAGCCAAGUAAAGAUAGAGCAUGUUAUACAUAGGCUGCAUUUGUAAAUUAUUAUUAUCAUGUAUGUGUAAUUCUUUUGUUGAUCACCAAGUGGAAGUGGGUUCCCCCCAUCAUUUUACUUGCCUCUCCCUACAAGGGCGUUCUCGUACCUGGAAACUAACUUGAAUGUGAUUGGUGGAGGCGCGCCUCGCACCUGUGACUGCUGUUCGUGAGACAGACAGGCUGUAGACCGCACUUCGCGUGAGCACGAGGCACGAUCAGUGACUGAGGAUUUAUAUGACAGCUGCGUUUCAAUAGCACGAUCCGAGUGGCUAACAGCAGGACACUUCCUCCUUCCACCAUCUUGGACUUACAGAUGGAGGGAGUGCUGAUUUUAAAAUCUGCCUCUCCUCCCAACUUUUCCUCCCAAGACUCUUCUCCUCUUUCACCGGAUUCUCAGGAAGAUUCAGAUCUGGAGUCAUCUUCUCCUGCGCCUCCCCCCAUGUGUGUUACUGCUGCACCAGCACCACCACCACCAGCACCACCUCCUCCUCCUCCUCCUCCACCACCCCUUCCUCCCCCUCCUUUUUCUCGUACCGGCCACCGGCGUUCCAUGAAAAAGCUGAACUGGGACACCAUUCCCAGCCAGCGUGUCCUUGGCAAAUUGAAUGUCUGGACGUCUAAACGACCUCAGAGGGAUCUGGUGCUGGAUAUCCCGAGCAUGGAGGAGUUGUUCAGUCAUGUCGACAAACGGGCCUCGCUGCCCAACUUGAGGAUCGUGGGUCUGAAGACCUUUGAUGGCAUGGACCUCUUUCCAAAGGAGCCUCAGGUCACUAUCCUUGACUCUAAAAAGAGUAUGAAUAUUGGGAUCUUCCUGAGACAUUUCAAGAGGCCAGUGACAGAAAUGGUGCAGGAUAUUUGUAAAGGGAACUGGCUGAGAUUUGGGACAGGAAAGCUAAAAGAGCUUUGUAAACUACUGCCAGAAGAAAGUGAGGUGAAGCAGCUGCUGUCAUUCAGUGGGAACCUCUCCGUGUUACCUGAGGCUGACCAGUUCAUGGUGCAGCUGGUCAAAGUGCCGGGCUAUGAGGAACGCCUGAAAACAAUGGUGCUGAGGGAGGAAUUCUUUCCUCUUAUGGAGGACGUGAAGAACUCUUUUGCUGUCAUGACCAAAGCAGCUAAUGAGCUGUUGGAGUGUGAUGACCUCCACUCGGUCAUUCGACUGGUAUUAAAAGCCGGGAAUUACAUGAACGCGGGUGGUUACAGUGCCAGUGCCAAUGCAAUUGGCUUCAGGAUGACUUCUCUGCUCAAGCUGGCAGACACCAAGGCCAACAAGCCUGGCAUGAACCUCAUGCACUAUGUUGCCAAGCAAGCGGAGGACAUCGAUGCCGAGUUGCUGACGUUUCACACCCAGCUUGAACACAUUGGGUUGGGCUCCAGAGUUUGCAAAGAGGAGGUCAUCGCAGACUUUGAGAGGGAAGUCAAGAAAGUCAAGGAAGUGAAGUUGUACAGCAGCAGACAGCCUGGCCUCAUACAACAAAUGGAGACAUUUCUCGUGAGGGCUGAGGCCAAGCUGGCCGAUCUGGAGACCUCUCUCCGGGAGCUAAAGGCUCUGAACAACGCUGUCGCGGAGUACUUCUGUGAAGACCCAGCAACCUUCAAACUGGAGGAGUGCUGCUCCAUCUUUCAUUCGUUUUGCAAGCGGUUUGACACAGCUGUCCGGGACAACCGAGAGCGAGAGGCAGCCGAGCAGAGGCGCAAGCAGAAGGAGAGUGUGCGAAUUGUAGCCAAACGCCGCUCCACAGUGUCUUGCCUGGGACCUGAGCGUGAUCAGGACUCCUUGUGCUUGGAGUCGGCCUUGCACAGCUUUCUCGCCAACGUUCCAGACGGAAUAGUCAGAUGCAGGAAGAACAUACUGCCCACAAUCGAAGGAUCCCCGUCUGAGUGCAGCUCGCCCAAUGUUCGAUCUGUAGCAAAAACUGAGGCUGCGCCGCGCACAAGACAAGAGAGACCUGAGAAAAAACAACCCAAAUUCCAGGAGGAGGACGGGAUCAUGGCGGAACUAAAAAACAAAGAAGAAGCUCAAAAGAUGCGUGAGAUAACUCGGAAGGUGCUUCGCUACCAAAACGGCGAAAGCAGCCUCGAUGAGGACAGAGUUUCAGGCACUCCUCCUCAGUCGGAGAGCACAAGAGACACACCAGCUACCCCAAGUACCCCUCAGCCUAGAACCAGAGACUUCUUCUUUUCCGACAUUGAGGGUGUGGGCUCCCCAUGGACUAUCCUGAGUCCCUUUACUUGCACCCAAAGAAACGGCUCCCACCGAGACAGACAAUCGCACCAACGCAGACUAUCCUCAGCUUCAGGUGGAGAUGACCUUGAUGAUGGAGUCUGGGAGAGUGAUGAAGGCAAUUACCUCCCCUAUUUCUCCAAUCAGGAAAAUGGGGGUUCUACAUCUGCGGGUUCUACAUCUCUUCCUGAGUGCCCCAUUCCGAGAACUGUGUCGAAGGGUCCAAUGCUCAGGGCCGUUUCCAUGGAUGAAACCAGGCGAUCUCCAGGAUCUGGUUUCCGGCUGGGAGACUUGUUCCAGAGAAGCAUGUCUCAAAGGUCAUCGUACUCCUCUGGAUCAAGGACAGAAAACGUGAGAGAAGAAGAAGCAGCAGGAGUCAGGAGAUCAUUGCUUGGUAGGAAGGCAGGGAAUCAUGUAGAGGAUCAAGGAAGCACCUCUGGGUUCAUAUCCUUCUUCAGACACAUUGGAAGCAGAAGUAAGCCUGUUGACGUGGAAGAACAACCACGCUUCAAAGGAUCUAAUACUUGAUUCAUACGUUGAUUUUAUUUAGAGACAAAGGCCAAGCGUUGCCUUUUUUUGUGUUUUAGAUAAAGUUAAAUAUGUUUGUCUUUUUUAAUUGUUAUGGAUUUACCCUUCAGUGGACCCAAGGCAAUUGAGGACUUGCUUUGAACUGUGAAGGUUUUGAUGUUGUGUGAGUCAAACCACAUUCAAAAAUCGUAUUUCUUUGUCUUUUUGUGUGCAAUAAAUAAUUCAUUCUACCUU